UCCCUCACUCGCUAGAGUUCUAAUCAAACUCGAAUUUCAAAUUUCGAAUUCAAUAUCCUGUUUGUCGAUGAUAGCGAGGAAGAUGACGACCGCAGAUGAUCAUCCGCGAUCGCCGGAAACUUUGCCAGAGAUGGAGGCGGACGCGGUGAAGGACAUCGCGAGGAAGAUUCUGGAGGAGGCGGAGACUGAGAGCAAUGGAUCAUCGGAAGCAGAGACGGAAUCUCCAAGAUCCGUCGGACGGUGGGGAUUUUCCAAGGAGAAGGUACACAGUCAGGUGCUGAGGAUUAGAGAGGAGGAACUGUGCGUGAUCGUCGAGGAUAAAGCGACAAAUUAUUGCAGCGAUCCAGAGGAUCGUCGAUAUAUUCAUCCCCGUCGUUUGAAUUUGUUCCUCGUUUCGAGGCCGAUCUUGCCUUGUUCGCCUCUCAGCGGCAAGGUUAGCUCCCUCGAGGCUGUGCAGUGAUUUCCAGAAGCUCGACUUGAUCCAUCGGCUGAGUUUGCGCAGGUGAUGAGAUUGCUCAACUGUUCCGGAGCAUGAAAGAGGAUGGUUCAGUGGAGGACUUAUCCGUGGAAUUUCUAUCUGUUUCUCGCUUUCCCUCUGUUUUCAGGUGAACUCCCCAAAAAUCCAUAAACAGAAAAAGGCUCCUUCACUUUGUAUAAACCGUGACGGAUGUGUAUAUAUUAAUAGUCCGUACACGGAACUUGCAUGAAAGUAUCCUCGAGAGAAUUUCCCUGCCGCAUUAUCUCCCCA
Tarenaya hassleriana is the source of this 748-nucleotide messenger RNA. RefSeq lists its product as uncharacterized. The transcript is spliced from 2 exons. NCBI's taxonomy places the organism in Eukaryota, Viridiplantae, Streptophyta, Magnoliopsida, Brassicales, Cleomaceae. The coding region runs from base 68 to 460 and encodes 130 amino acids. The record is from RefSeq and is a predicted model, not a curated record.